Molecule: messenger RNA, 822 nt
Organism: Aspergillus japonicus CBS 114.51
Lineage: Eukaryota; Fungi; Ascomycota; Eurotiomycetes; Eurotiales; Aspergillaceae
Product: riboflavin synthase
Exons: 3
Coding region: 53-763 (236 amino acids)
Biological process (GO): riboflavin biosynthetic process
Molecular function (GO): riboflavin synthase activity
Source: RefSeq, a predicted model, not a curated record
UCCGCCCGCUUCGGUUUGUUUGAUUCUGUCUACUCCCUGCUAUUCUGUCACCAUGUUCACGGGUCUUGUUGAGAAGAUUGGAACGGUCUCGUCCCUCGAGCCCCUCGAUACCUCGUCAAGCGGGGGCGGGGGAACAUCGCUGACCAUUACCGAUUGUGAGGAGAUCCUCGUCGAUGCGCAUCUCGGCGAUAGCAUAGCUGUCAAUGGAACAUGCCUCACGGUCACGGCCUUCGAUAAGACAUGGUUCAAGGUGGGCGUCGCGCCGGAGACCCUGCGGCGCACGAACCUGGGCACCCUGCAGACGGGGUCGAAGGUGAACCUGGAGCGGGCGGUGCUGGGCGAGACGCGGAUGGGCGGGCACUUCGUGCAGGGCCACGUCGACACGAUCGCGCAGAUCCUGUCCGUCACGCCGGACAGCAACGCGCUCGUGUUCCGCUUCCAGCCGCGCGACCAGGGGGUCAUGCGCUACAUCGUCGAGAAGGGCUACGUCACGCUGGACGGCGCCAGCCUGACGGUCACCAAGGUCGUGGACGGCGCCGAGGGCUACUUCGAGGUCAUGCUCAUCGCCUACACCCAGGAGAAGAUCGUCACGGCGGCCAAGACGCCCGGCGACUACGUCAACGUCGAGAUCGAUAUCGUGGGCAAGUACGUCGAGAAGAGCGUGCAGGCGUACUUUGCUGGUUCGGCUGCGUCGGCGGGGGCUGAUUUCAGCAUGCUGGAGAAGAUGGUGUCUCGCAUCGUGGAUGAGAAGUUGAAGCGGUGAUUUUUCUCGGUGAUAUGAAUGUACAAAAAGGAAAACAAAAAGUAUCUAGUGAAUCGAUG